Messenger RNA from Sipha flava (yellow sugarcane aphid), 4768 nucleotides. RefSeq lists its product as uncharacterized. NCBI's taxonomy places the organism in Eukaryota, Metazoa, Arthropoda, Insecta, Hemiptera, Aphididae. The transcript is spliced from 9 exons. The annotation marks the transcript as partial. The record is from RefSeq and is a predicted model, not a curated record.
GUAGGAUCAUUUUGGCGGUUCAGAAACCACCGCUGCUGACCCUGCCGACCCUUGCCGACCAUGCCGACCAUGCCGACCCUGCCGACCCUUGCCGACCCUUGCCGACCAUGCCGACCACCACCGCCGCAGCCGCUGCCGCCGCCGCCGCCGCCUCCCACCACCACUCACUCCCUCUCUUCCGUAAGAUCGCGUACGUGCGCGACGUACAUUAUCAGUUAUCACAUAUUAUUGUUAUCACACGAUAUCACACAUUAUUGUUAUCAGUUAUAAUAUAUUAUCACUUGUUAUCAUUUGUUAUGUUAUCAUAUAUUUAAAAAAUAUAAUAUUCUGCGUUAGAAUCGAACCGGGUGGAUAUCAUUGUCCUACCUCGACUCUUAAACAAUAUAGUCAAUACUGCUAUAUUUAAAUACACGCUAAAUAAUAUACAUAAUCAUAUAAAUAUUCUCAUAACGUAUAGUUCCCUCUUAUAUUUUUAGAAAAAAUAAUAAAAUGUAAUUAAAUAUAGACUUCCUCGCCAUUUAUAUUGAAAGAAACUUAUAAAAUAUUCACACACCACCUGGACAUUAGUGAUUGAAAGACAUUUUCUCCCAUUAGACAGUAAAAUUAAUGUCUAUUUUAUUUUGGCGCUGUAUUGAAAUUAGUAAUAGUUCAAUUAAGGACGUUUGGCACCGUAUUGACAAUAAGCUAUGCGAAUACAAUUAUCGAUAUAAUGGCCUUUAAUCGCCAGGAUGUCGCGGACUCUUAAUAGCCGCUAUAUAUAUCGAUAUCCACACAAUACCUUGUAAAAACUAUCGUCGUCGCUCCGACGUUUGGCGUCGGAUUGACAAUAAGAUACAUUUCCUAUCAUUAGGAUUAUUCGUUAUACUUAAUGAUAUUAAAAUACCUAUUUUAAUGAAAAACAUAUUAUUGUCCGAUAUUAGUACCUUCUGUCGGACGUAUCUUCAUACAGUGUAAUAUCAAUAAAGUAUCAUUAGCUGACCAAUACUUAGACAGUGAUUAUAUUCAUGUAUAAUUAAAGAAAAUCAAUUAAAAAUUAGCAUACCAGCUUGAGUACGGGUAUAAUUAGGAAAAUACUCUUUUUAUAUUCUGUAAGAGCCAUCAGUUCUUCAGUACGUUUUAAACCGUUGUACACGUAUUUCUUCUCUCUAAGUCUUUAAAAAAAUUUAUAGUGUUUAAUUUUUAAAUAUUAUUUUUUGAAAUUCUUAAACAACAUGCUUAAAUGCGAUCAGUGUCCAUCCACGUUUACACGUAAAAGUAAUUUGAAAGCUCAUCAAAAAAAUCACGAUGGUGUUCGUUUCACGUGUACUGUUUGUGCGUCGAUCUUCAGCUACAAAUGUCAUCUGAAUAGACAUAUGAAGAACAAGCAUGCUAUUGCUCGAGGUGAAAUUAUAGUACCAGGUCCAUCAAAUCAUACUCACAAUGCUAAUAAUACGCUGGACGAAUAUUUUAAUGAUGGGUAUGAUGAAAUGUUAGCGGAAAUGCCUGAAAAUGAUCAAAGCUCUUUUACGACUCAUCGUCAACCGGUUACAUCUAUUGUUGCCCAACCAGAACCGCAAGGUGUUAAACAGUUAACGCCUUUGCCUACUACACAGGGUCAUAUUCAGAUUGCCCCUCAAAUAUUUGUUCCCGAUGACCCGGCCGGUGGAUCAAACACGGUUUCCAACAAUUCACCAUCCAAUAACGAUUUUCGUAUUCCCAUGGUGGAUGAAACUCAGGACUCGGAAGAUGUUAUUACAGAUUCUUACACUACAUGUGUAAAUGGUAAACGGGUUUCCACUGCAAACACCGCCUCGGCAGCUAGGGUGAAAAAAGCUAGGAUGGGUAUGGUUAAGACUCCCGGGUUCGCAGAAAUUUCCUCGUCUGCGAAUCGAAAAAUAGUGUGGUAUUAUGCCAAAAAUAUUAACAAUGUUCAAAAUUACCCUGACUUUCUCCACUCGCUCGAGCCCGAGCUAAAUCAAAUAUUAAAAACACGCGUUCAGCAAGGGGCGAUUAAAUUUAAUCUUAAGCUCGAGGCGACCUAUAACCGAGCCAACGUACCAAAUUCGUUGGAGAACCGAGCGUUUAAAACAACAGCGACCGAAAUUUUCAUGCAUACGGAUAUCGACUCAAUAGUAGAACAAGCGUUCGUAAAAUUAUUAGCUGAGGAAGACGCUUAUGUUUACCGCGGUAGUGGCUUUACUUUGGAAGCCAUAGACGGUUUAUUAUUAGGAAUAUACAAUUACACACCAAUGGCUGGAUCGUCAUAUAUUAAAUUACCGGCAUAUAUAGAUAGGAAACGGGCCACCAUCAACCCACAAAACAAUGACCAGCAAUGUUUCAAGUGGGCUAUAUUAGCUAAGCAUGUGACUGAACAACCAAAAUAUCGUAUUGGUGAAAAUUAUCGCCAACACGAAGGAAAAUAUAAUUUUGAUGGUAUUUCGUUUCCAACACCGCUAUCAGAUAUUUCUAAAUUUGAAAAAAAUAAUCCGAACGUCACUGUGAAUGUGUAUGGGUUAGACAAAAAGUUACAGCCACCGCGUAAAUAUCCGACGUAUGAGGUGUACCCGCUACGUGUCGCCGAUGAGGAGAAAGCCAACCACUUUGAUCUGUUGUCGGUGACGGAUGACGAAAACUCGCACUACAUCUACAUCUCGAAUUUUUCCCGCCUUAUACGCUCGCAAAAAACUCAACAUGAAAGUCAGGCAAUAUUUUGCAAAAGAUGCUUUACAUCAUUUCACAAACAAAAUUUAAAGCAUAAAUUAAGCGGGCAGGCAGCGCUAGAACACCACAGAUUAAUAUGCGGCCCGCAUAAACCCAUACUACCGAAAAUGCCUGAAGAUGGAACAGUUCUUGAAUUUAACGCUUGGCAAAACGCACAAAGACAUCCUAUUGUUAUAUAUGCCGAUUUUGAGGCUCUGCUUGUAAAGACUGAUGAGGAAAAGGGUGAUAAUACAACAAUCAUACAAAAACACCGUCCUAUGAGCUAUGGUCUCAUUGUGAAGGCGAGUGAAGAUGUACCGACAGAGCUAUUGAGUGAACACAAUAUACCAACGGAACCGGUGAUCUACCGAGGAAGUGAGAGUCAGCCUGAUGUGGCGAGGCAUUUCAUCGAAACCGUGACGGAUAUAUCGUUGAAUAUAGAGAAAUUAUUGAAGACGAAUAUUCCGAUUAAUAUGUUCGCAGACGACAUACAAGUUCAUGAAGCAGCGACGCACUGCAAUCUAUGCAAAUGCGAUGUUAAUAACUACACCCGUAUUAGAGAUCAUGACCACUUGACCGGGAAAUUUAGACAGACUUUAUGCAGUAGAUGUAAUUUAAGUCUUAAACAACCGAUAUACGUACCAGUUUUCAUUCAUAAUCUGACCAACUAUGAUGCUCAUUUUAUAGUAACAGAACUUGGUUAUGAUUCACAUAGAAUAAAAGUAAUUCCAAACAGCGAGGAGAAAUUCGUUACUUUUUCGAAAUAUAUAAGUAACAAUUUUACGUUCAGAUUCGUGGAUACAUUCAGAUUUAUGGCUACACGCUUAUCAACACUCGCCGCCAAUCUAAUAACACCAAACUUGGAAAAAUUCCGCAUAACCGCAAAACAUUUUUCCAAUAAUGAUCUACCGCUUGUCACCCGUAAGGGUGUAUAUCCUUAUGACUUCACUGAUGAUUGGGCUAAGCUUGAACAAACAACAUUACCUGCAAAAGAGGACUUUUAUAGCACCUUAACAGAAGAAUACAUAAAAGAAACUGAAUAUCAGUUUGCGAAAGACGUAUGGAGUCAUUUCAAUUGUCAAACGUUGGGCGAGUAUUCAGAUCUUUACCUGAAAAUUGAUGUAUUGCUUCUAGCGGAUGUAUUCGAAAAUUUCCGGGAUUUAUGUUUGAGCACAUACAAUUUGGAUCCAGCAUACUAUUUUACAGCACCAGCGUUUUCUUUCGAUGCAAUGUUGAAAUACACCUCAAUAAAACUGGAUUUACUAUCGGAUUAUGAAAUGCUAUUAAUGAUUGAAAAUGGUAUUCGAGGAGGACUUACACAGGCCAGCAUGCGGUACGCAAAAGCUAACAAUGAGAGAACACCUGAUUAUAACCCAGCAGACCCAAAAUCCUGGCUUGUCUAUCAGGAUUGCAAUAAUCUUUACGGUUGGGCAAUGUCACAGUUCAUGCCCUACGGAGGCUUCAAGUGGGUCAAACCGUCUCUUAACGGAUUAGCUGAUUUGAACGCGACUUCCCCCAUAGGACGGUUCUAUGAAGUCGACAUAACUUAUCCGAAAGAACUUCACGAUAAACACAACAGCUUGCCAUUUUUACCACAAAACAGUAUACCACCAGGCUCAAAAGUGCAGAAACUCGUGGCUACGUUUAAACCGAAAAAAAAUUAUGUUGUUCACUAUCGCAACCUCCAUCAAGCCUUGAACAAUGGUCUCAUAGUUGAAAAGGUUCAUAGAGUUGUUCAAUUUAACCAGUCUGACUGGUUAGCCAAAUACAUUGCGUUGAAUACCGAGAUGCGAAAAAAGGCAAAGAAUGAAUUUGAGAAGGAUUUCUUUAAGUUAUUAAACAACGCUGUAUUCGGAAAAACCAUGGAAAACGUUCGUAAACGCAUGGAAAUGGAACUUGUAUCGUGUGAUAGACGUUUACAGAAAUUAAUAAACAAAUCGACAUUUAAACAUUGCACUACGUAUUCUGAAAACCUAAAUGCUAUAACAUUGGAAAAUAAGAUCAUCAAUUUUUGCAAACCUAUUUAUAUUGGUCUCGCGGUUCUUGACAUAAGCAAAAGUUUAAUGUAUGAUUAUCAUUAUAAUGUGAU